GUCGUUCCAUUUUACUGUGUGUUCUCAGGGGGUUUCUUUGCCAUCUGCGAGCACCGCGCUCAUGUGUUUGUGUGUUCAGCCUUAUGCACACACAAUAAACUUUUUUACCGGACACCAGAUAGAAUUUCAAAGACACCUGCACCGAAAACAAUAAUAUUCAGAACAUUUCUUCCGGACAUAAUCCUGAACUGCUCUGGAGAACCCUUUUUCGUUUGUGGCUUUUAGUACCCUUUUCAACGAUUUAGGUUUCAUUCGAAACAGGAGCUCGGAAACAUGUUGAGGAGAGGAGGUAUUUAUUUUGAAAGGUUCCCGAAGUUGGGACGCCAAUGAUGCGCGAUGCAAGAGGAACACACACUCUGGGCGUCACUGAACUCAUCUAGAGGACCACAUCUCAUCUCCUCCCCCAUCUUAACUCUACUGACCUCCUCCCUCCCUACCUCCCUCCUCCAUCCCAGUUUAAGACUCCCCCCUCCUUAACUCUACCUGUGAGAAGAAAGCUAGUGGGCGGGCCCACUGUAUGAUUCCAUUGCCCACUUCUUAACACCUGUGAAACACUGACCAAUCACCAUGCAGACAUCAUCUCUCCGCCGCCAGGUGAAGAACAUGGUCAACCAAUACUCAGAGGCAGAGAUCAAGGUCCGCGAGGCGACCUCCAAUGACCCGUGGGGCCCCCCCUCCUCUCUGAUGUCAGAGAUCGCUGACCUGACCUUCAACGUGGUGGCGUUCACUGAGGUCAUGGGUAUGAUCUGGAAACGCCUCAACGACAGCGGGAAGAACUGGAGACACGUCUACAAGGCCCUGACUCUACUGGACUACCUGAUCAAAACGGGCUCGGAACGUGUGGCGCAGCAGUGCAGGGAGAACGUCUACACCAUACAGACCCUACGGGACUUCCAGUUCACAGACAGGGAUGGCAGGGACCAGGGGGUGAAUGUUAGGGAGAAGGCCAAGCAGCUGGUGGCCCUGAUGAGGGAUGAGGAGAGGCUGAAACAGGAGAGGACCCUGGCCCUGAAGACCAAGGAGAGGAUGGCUGGAGCAGCUGCAGGGUCAGGGAUGGGCUCUAGUUCUCUACCUCCACCCUACCCAGGCCGCCGUACCAGCCAGCCCAGCAUGACUGCUCUCUACGGGGAUGACUUCAGCCGGUCCAGGGAGUCCCAUUCCUCUUUCAAUUCCACCUCUUCCUCUCCUCGCCGUGCCGCAUCAGACAUGGAGCAGGCCCGCCCACAGACCAGCGGGGAGGAGGAGCUACAACUGCAGCUGGCUCUGGCCAUGAGCCGAGAGGAGAGUGAAAAGCCUGCUCCCCCGGUGGACACUGAUGAACAGACACAGCUCCAGAUCGCCCUGAGCCUCAGCAAGGAGGAAGCUCAGAAGCCGGCCUCGCCUCCUCCGGUUGCCUUGGAUACGGAUGAAGAGAGACAGCUCCAGAUCGCCCUGAGCCUGAGCAAAGAGGAGCACCAGCAGGAGCAACGGAGUCGCCAAGGAGACGAGUCGUUGCUCCAAAAAGCUCUGGAGGAGAGUAAACGAGAGGCGGCGUCUGGUGGAAUUGGGUCGGCCAUGAUGGAUCUGGUGGAGGUGUUUGCUGUGCCGUCUGAGGUGCCUCCUACUGCUAGUGCCAACUCCUGGAGUCUGCCAGGGGGGAACGUCCGCACCCCUCUCCACCACCCCCUCCCCCAGGCCCAGGCUGCUGCUGGGGCAGCCUCCGACCCCUGGGACUCACUGGUAGAGGCUCGCUCCACCCCCGCUGGGAUAGAGUCUCCCUGGAUGGUUCCUCCCACCUCCGGUAGCCCCGCCCCUUCUUGGCAGCGUAGCCGGUCCCCUCCGGACCCCUGGGAGACCCCGGGGGUAGUAGACCCAUUCUCUAUCCCAGAUUCUCUUCGAACUGGCAGCCCUACAGAUGGUGACUUGUUUGACGAGGCGAUGGACGGAGGUCAUUUCAGCCUGAACAGUCGUGGUGAGGGUGAGGGCAGCCCGGAGCUGUUUGAUCUGUCUCGUAUAGGGGACAGUCUGGGGGUCCCCAGCCCUCGGACAUGCCGGACCCCUGAAUCCUUCCUGGGGCCCACAGGGGCCUCCCUGGUCAAUCUGGACAGCCUGAUACCAGCCAACCCCCCAGCCAAGACCAAGAACCCGUUUCUCUCAGGUCUGAGUACUCCAUCUCCCCUCAACCCGUUCCAGAGUGAACAGCCUCGUCUCACUCUGAAUCAGAUGCGUCCCAGCUCCACGUCCCCCGUCCCCCCCUCCGGUCCUCCCUCCCUGCCCUACAGUGCUUCUCUGCCCCUGCCCGCCAGCCACCAGCCGGCCAGCCUGCCCUCCUCCCUCACCCAGCCCACCCAUGGAGCCCUGGACAUACCUGGCCUGCCACAGCCCCUGUUACCUCUUUCCUCCAUCUCGUCUCUGGGAGAGCAGCACAGUCAGAAUCCCUUCCUGUGAUGUCUGUCCAGCUGAACUGAAACCGCUAAGAUGGAAGAUAGACCAACACCAACUUCUGCCAUGCGCAGUAGAACACCUGCUGGGCGUCCACGAGCGGUGACCUGCUGGGCGUCUACGAAUCGUCGAGAAAUUUAUAGAAAAUGACGGUCGAUGUUUUGUAGUCAGAUGUGACAGGACGCCCACCCAGCUGUCGCACGGCCGGCAAUUCAUGUUGGUCUGUCUGUCCUCUAACUCUGGUGGAUGGAACAGAGGAAAUAGAAAGGACUCUUAUUAGGUUCUUUUCUGUCAAUCUAACCUCAAGACUCAACAACUGGAAUUCAGACAGAACUGAUAAUCCCCUUAAGUUGUUAUUUUGCUGUUGUUUUUCUAUGGGCUUAUAGUGCCUCUGCUACGGUCUGCUCUACCACAACCUGUCCUGUUACUCCUCUCUGCUGAAGGGAGUGAUGGAGGCCUCUGCUACGAUCUGCUCUACCACAACCUGUCCUGUUACUCCUCUCUGCUGAAGGGAGUGAUGGAGGCCUCUGCUACGAUCUGCUCUACCACAACCUGUCCUGUUACUCCUCUCUGCUGAAGGGAGUGAUGGAGGCUACUGCUACGAUCUGCUCUACCACAACCUGUCCUGUUACUCCUCUCUGCUGAAGGGAGUGAUGGAGGCCUCUGCUCUACCACAACCUGUCCUGUUACUCCUCUCUGCUGAAGGGAGUGAUGGAGGCCUCUGCUCUACCACAACCUGUCCUGUUACUCCUCUCUGCUGAAGAGAGUGAUGGAGGAGGAACGAGAGGUAGAAAGAAAGAGAAUAUUCCCAGAACGUGUUUAGGUCUAUAGUAACCUAAUCCUAAGCCAUGACAGAUACUGUACAUACACGCCGAUGCCCAAGCUCAUCCUCCGCUAUAGAAAGCACAGUAGGUGAAGAUGUUUCCAUUUGAAAGUAAUUAGCAAUACUUUACAGAGUGAGUGUGUCUGCACUAACCUGGUCUCAGAUCUGUUUGUGCUGUCCUGCCAACUCCAAUGGGUCAUUGGCUAUACAGCAGAAACAGAUCUGAGACCAGGUUAGUUAACUGCUUUUCCAACUGCUUCUUACCUAGUCACAUGCCCCGCCCACUCUGCUGCCCCGCCCACUCUGCUGCAUACUUUAGUUUGAUUGGCUCCGCACUGUUGCUCCUGAUCCAGCACUGAACUGAUUGUACACCAGAUAUGCCUGCUUAUCUCUCCGACCGACGGACCACAAUGCACUGGGACAGGACGCCCACUGUUCCUGCCGCACUGCUCUAUGCUGAUUUGUCGAUCCGCUCUCUGGACUGCUUUCAUUGGUUGGCUCUUUCUCUCCUAUUAUCUCUCCCAUGAUGCCCCAGGGGAUAACUUGGACAAGUCUGUUCAGGAGGAUGUAACGUUACAGAAUGCUCAGAUAGAAAUGUAUCAUGUAGAACAGAUAUAAUUGUCUGCCAGAUAGAAUAGGGGAAGCGUGUCGGCUCUAUUCAAUCUAUUUCUAUCCAUUCAGAACGUUUCCCAGCACAGACUGCAACUCAGAUAGAAAUGUAUCAUAUAGAACAGAUAUGAUUGUCAACCAAGAUGGAAUAAGGGAAGUGUGUCGGCUCUAUUCAAUCUAUUUCUAUCUGCAAAUGUUCAGAAUGAUACCUAGCGCCGACUACGACUCUGAUUCCUGAGAACGGGCAUAGAACAUUCCACGCCGAUGAUGAGACGCCCGCCAACCCCCAUCCACAUAAUGAACACUUGAGUUUUCGGCUUCCUUUUUUUGUUACAUCGGGCCUAGUUAGGCUCCGUCUGACUGAGUUCUCGUGUAAAAGGAUGGUUUGCUGUUGGAAUGGAGCUGCGGUGAUGUUGAGAGAGAUUCUAAGGUAGUUCUAUUGUAUUGUAGUGAACUGGAGGCCCUUUUGAGGGAUAGAGACCGGAACCACUGCAGGAUUCACUAUAGGGGGCUAAUGCUAACGCUCUCACUUCAAGUUGAGUUUAGCAUUGAUGUCAAUGGGAGAUGUGGAAAUUCAAUUGAAUUCAAUGGAAGUUAGGAAGUUAGCAUUCGACCCCUAUAAAGCAACGCAUAUUAGAAUGUAUGAAUUGAUAUCAUGAUUCUUUUCCCUCUCAUUGCUGUGAUCAUUACUUGUGAAACACUGAUUGUCAUCGUCUCAAAUAUAAGGGUAUAAUGAACUAAUAACAACACCUGG
Molecule: messenger RNA, 4607 nt
Organism: Oncorhynchus kisutch (coho salmon)
Lineage: Eukaryota; Metazoa; Chordata; Actinopteri; Salmoniformes; Salmonidae
Product: epsin-3-like
Exons: 14
Coding region: 568-2427 (619 amino acids)
Biological process (GO): endocytosis
Cellular component (GO): clathrin vesicle coat; plasma membrane; endosome
Molecular function (GO): phospholipid binding; clathrin binding
Source: RefSeq, a predicted model, not a curated record